UGCGGCGUUAUUAUCUUUGCUGAAAACUAAAACGGGAUGGAUACCGACCUGACUUUCUCCUCUCGUCGGUCUCCUGUGGUGUGUUUACACGGCUGUGCAUCGUCCAGCCAGCCUCUAGCUUCAAGCAUAGGACUGGACGUCUUGAAGCGUGGUGGGAAUGCGGCUGAUGCUGCUGUUGCCAUAGCAGCGGCACUGGCGGUAACAGAGCCGUGCAGCACCGGUCCUGGUGGAGACGCCUUCUGCUUGUUCUACAACGGAAACACUGGAGAGAUCAGAGGACUUAACGGCAGUGGUCGUUCACCCAAAGCUCAGACCCUGGACUUCCUAGAGGGUCGGGGUUACACUGCAGAGGCCCCUCCUCCGCCCUUUGAUGCCUUGAAUAUCACAGUACCGGGGGCCCCUGCAUGCUGGUGUGAUACUAUACAGCUGUUUGGUAGUCACAAGCUGUCCUUGCAGGAGGUGCUGAGUGGGGCGGCGGAGCUCGCAGAGGUGGGGUUUCCUGUUGCCGAGGUAACAGCUCACCACUGGGCGAACUGGGUGGCUGCACUGAGAGACGCUGGGAAGGAACUAGGUGGAGACCUGCUAAUUGACGGUCGUGCACCCAAAUGUGGACAAGUAUUCAGAAACCCUGCGCUGGCCCGGACCUUGAAGGAGCUGGGCGAGCGUGGCAAACCAGCUUUUUACCAGGGCAGAGUCGCCCAAGCCAUCGUCGAUGUCAUCCACCGAAAUGGAGGAGUCGUGACUCUUGAUGACCUCAGCAGCCAUGACAGUGAGGUCAUCACCCCUAUAAGCACAGAAUACAAGGGUGUGCGUCUGUGGGAGCCUCCUCCUAACAGUCAGGGAUUGGCUGCCCUGCUGCUACUCAACAUCCUGGAGAACUUCCCGCUCAAAGCUGUGGGCCACAACAGCUCUGACUACAUCCAUGUACUGGUGGAGGCUGUGCGCUUGGCAAUAACAGACGCUCUUCGUUACCUGGGCGACCCAGACCAUGUGACCAUCCCUCUGGAAACCUUACUGGACAAGAGUUACAGCAACCUGCGAGCACAGCGCAUCAGCAUGGAAAGGGCCAUGGAAGAAGUGGAGCCUGGCCUGACGACAGGAAGCGACACUGUCUAUUUCUGCGUGAUCGACAGUCAGGGCAACGCCUGCUCGUUUGUCAACAGCACCUACAUGGGCUUUGGAAGUGGGCUGGUCCCUAAGGAUUGUGGAUUCUCCCUACAGAAUCGUGGUGCCAGCUUUUCACUGCGUCGCAAUCACGUUAACUGUGUUUCUGGGGGGAAGCGGCCAUAUCACACCAUAAUACCUGCACUUCUCACAGACAGCACAACCACAUCACAAAAACCACGACUCCUCGCUGCACUGGGGGUGAUGGGGGCUUUUAUGCAACCGCAAGGACAUGUCCAGGUGUUGUUGAACAUGUUGGAGUUUGGGAUGAAUCCUCAACAAGCUCUGGACUCACCAAGAGUUUAUGUACAGUAUGACCACAAAACUGAUCAGUGGUUGGUUAAUCUGGAGGAGGGGGUCGACCAGGAGGUAGCCGAGGAGCUGAGAAGACGGGGUCACAAAGUCAACUGGCCUAUCACAGGCCACAAGAGGUCUCAGUUUGGGCGGGGACAGAUCAUCACAGUCGGGGAUUGGUGGAACCCGUCUGUCAAUCAAGCUGAUCAUCCAUCCGGAGUGCUGUGGGCAGGAUCAGACCCCAGAGGGGAUGGAUGUGCUCAGGGAUACUAGACAUACAUGAUCUCCUCUCCUCUUCCCUGUAGAUACAUUGACCACAAAGGCAAAUUCCUACAUAUGGGAUUUAGCGCAGAAAUACUAUAAAUAUUUGGUUUUUACAGGUAAAAAAAACUCUUUAUAACAGUCACAGCGCAGCGUCAUAGCAACACAUUGCCCCUUCAUGAAGAUGUUCCUGUUGUAUGUUUACAGUUCACACAGACGUUUACUGUAUGAAAUAUGUGAUACUUGAGCAGCAGAACAUUGAAUCUGUUUAUAAAGCCAAAACUGCAAAUGUCUCCUAACAGUUUGAAUUUAAACUGUACACCUUAUGUCCCUCCACAUCCUCUUGAUUUCAAGCUACUUUUUUAAGUGUGCUAUUUUGUUUGUACAACAACGAAUAGGAAAACAAAUUUUGUGUACCACUACAUUACAUACCAAAGAUGCCCUUCCUCAAAUCUUUGGGUUGAGAUAAUUAUUGGUUUCAGUCACUUUAAUUAGUUUCUGUUUAUCUGGGGUUUGUUAGAAGCGACAACAAUACCAUUAAAUACUGUAUAUAUACCCCUACUUCCUCAAUAAGUGAUAAUUGCUUCUUUAUUCUGGUCGAUAGUUUACAAAACAAAUUGAGUUAGAUAUUUUAGGAAUGUCAAUCAGUGUUAUAUCUCCAUUCAAGUAUAUUUUCUGCUGUUGUUGGAAACAAAGAGAUUUAAGGAAUCAGUCUGUAUAUCAAAUAAUCUAUGAAAUAUGCUGGAUAUAUUUGUGAUUUUGUA
Morone saxatilis (striped sea-bass) is the source of this 2483-nucleotide messenger RNA. Its product is annotated as glutathione hydrolase-like YwrD proenzyme. The transcript is spliced from 12 exons. Lineage: Eukaryota; Metazoa; Chordata; Actinopteri; Moronidae. The coding region runs from base 37 to 1731 and encodes 564 amino acids. The record is from RefSeq and is a predicted model, not a curated record.